UUUCAAUUUUUCCGUAUCGUGAACUUUGGCGCGCCGCUUUGAAAGAAUCAACACCUCAAUGAAUAUAGACGAUCAUAAGCAUUGAUCAGCUUUAAAUCCUCUGUAAAGCGAUCAAUGAGGACGUGUUUUAUAGUUGUACAGCUGUUGGCGCGCCGGUAGUGUUUGUUAUUCAUUAGAUGCGCGUGAGUUUGCAGUAAUCGGCUGUAGAGAUCCUGCUAAGUGCACAGGAUGACGUCUACAAAAGAGAUCAAGCUACUACAGAAGGCCAAGAGUAAAGCUCAGAGCAGCAAUAACCUGAAAGAAGAAGCCAGUUUGUGCAAUCAGCUCGGGGAGGUUUACGCUAAAACAGGUGACUAUCACACUGCUAUUGAAGAGCAUCGGAAGGAAUUGGCGCUGUCUGAGAUUCUGCAUGAUGUGAUUGGCUCUGCUGUGGCCAAUAGGAAGAUUGGAGAAUGUUAUGCAGAACUGGGGAACAUCAAAGCGGCUCUGAAGCACCAGAGGCUUCAUCUGAAUCUGGCUCGCUCUGUCCAUGAUGCAGCAGAGGAGCAGAGGGCUCUGGCCACUAUUGGACGCACAUACCUCUUCCUGUUUGAUUCGGACAAUUCACGGAACAGCUUGAAGCAUGCGGAAGAUGCAUUCAAGAAGAGUUUGGCCAUUGUGGAUGAGCGCCUGGAAGGUACCGUAUCAUCACGAGAGCUGAGUGAGAUGAAAGCCCGUCUCCUGCUGAAUCUGGGCUGUGUGUAUGAUGGGAUGAAGGAACCGCAGCGCUGCAGUGAUUUCAUACGACAGAGCAUCUACAUCGCAGAGAAAAACAACCUUCUAGAAGAUCUGUAUCGUGCCAACUUCAACCUGGGCAGCAUUCACUUCCGCAACGGGCAGCACUCGCGCGCCAUGCGCUGUUUCGAGCAGUCGAAAGAAUGCGCCCGUAAAAUGAAGGACAAGUUCAGUGAGAGCGAGUGCUUCCAUAGCAUCGGCAAGAUAUUGCUUCAUCUUGGGGACUUUGCGGCGGCGCGGCGUUCUCUGAAGAAAGCCUUCUGUCUGGGCUCCCAGCAGCCUUCUGAUCGUGAGGCCGUCAAGAGAGACUUCAAACAUGCAAUCCGGGGCUGUCAGCUGGAGCAGACGGCGACAGAAGUGACUGAUAAGUUUUCCCAUGAGGCCAUGGAUCUGUCAGAGCAGCUGGGAGAUCUUUACUGUAAAGUGGGCUGCUAUAACAAGGCUCUGGAAGCGUAUCAAACACAACUGGCGUGUGCAGAGGCUUUAGGGAAGCCUGCUCGUGAGUUAGCCGUUAUUUACGUGUCGUUGGCGGCCACAUACACAGAUUUGCGACAACAUCACAGGGCCGUGGAACAUUACAGACAAGAACUAAAGCUGAGAGAGGGCAACCCUAAAGAGGAGUGCGAGACGUGGUUGAAUAUAGCUGGUUGUGAGGAGGAGACUGGACAGCCGAUGGAGACGCUCAAUCACAGUUUCAGUGCUGCUCUGAGCUGUGCUGAGAGAUCAGGACGUAACAAACUACAGAGGCGUGUUUUGAGAGCGUGGCUACAGGCCCAGCGGCGCUGCGGCUCCUCACAGUGUGACGACACUGAAGCGCGACUGAUGGAACUGUGUGAGCGCGAUGGACUGAGACUGGAGGACAGUGAAGAGGAGGAUGAGGAAGAGGAGGUGGAGAACAGUGAACCACUGGAGGACAGUGACAUCCAGUACUCAGACUCCGAUGAGGAUCUGGAGGGUUACGAUAAGAUGGUGAUGGGCAGGAGGAAGACGCAGAGGUGGAACCGGCGGAAUGAGAAGGGCGAGACGGUUCUGCACAGGGCCUGUAUAGAGGGAAACCUAAAGCAGGUUCAGUACCUGCUUGACCAGGGUCACCCGGCUAACCUGAGGGAUUACUGCGGGUGGACUGCUCUGCAUGAGGCCUGUAAUUACGGCCAUCAAGAGAUUGUAGCUUUACUGCUGGAACGUGGAGCGAAUAUAAACGACCCCGGAGGUCGAGACUGUGAGGGUGUCACACCCCUUCAUGACACACUAAACUGCGGCCACUUCAGUGUCGCACGACUGCUGGUACAGAGAGGAGCGUCAGUCAUUGUUCGCAACAGCAAGGGACUCACUCCUCUGGACACCUUGCGUCAGUGGUUUAAGACUUACAGCCGACAGCUGGACCAAGAGACAAGGCAAGAGUGUUUGGAGACUGAAAAACUCAUCAAGAGAGCUCUGUCAGGAGACGUCUCAGUUGUAUCAGGACUUCCACGGCAGCAGAAGGAGAUUCAGGACAGUCAGCUGUUUGAUGCUGAGUAUUCAGAACCACUGCUGCAAGAGUCACCGCCGUCACCCCAGCAGAUCACUCCCCGUCCCGCUCCAACCGUCCCAACUCCCGGACACAGGGUCACCUCAGGCCCGGCCCGCCGGCCGCGAGGGAUGGAAGCAGAUGUUCUAUAUGGAAACAAUAAUUCCGACUCUGAUUGCUCGCUCAGUCCUCUUCGUCCCGUUCGGCCAAGACCGCGUUCCCCAGCUGUCCAGUCCUCGCAGGAAUUCCCACCCAGUCAGGAUGUGCCUUCUGUAUUUGAGUUCAGAGAGGCCGUGUUGCCCCCACAGUCAGAAUCAGGCAGACUGGAGUAUCAGAAAGCCAUGCAGAACCUGGGCAGUGCCAAGUCCCGUCUCUUCUCUCAGAGCCUAUCAGAGCCGGCCUUUACCAGCACACCAGCAGUGUCGGCCAAUAGCAGAGCAGCGCUGGUACCAGAGGACCAGUAUCUGGCAGAUGAUUGGCUGGAGGAUGACCUGAGUGAUGUGCAGCCUAAGAAGAAACGGAGAGUUUCUGAGCACAACAUCCCACGCGAAACAACUUCCAGAAAUCAGAAUCAUUUCUCAGUAUCUGCUGAAGCUCCACCUAGAGCAGUUCAGAGUUCCUCCAGUAGGGGUCUGUCUCUGAAGAAGGGCACUAAUAAAUCUCGGCAGGUGAAGAUGAAUCAAAUGCCCGGGAUGGUGACUCUAGGCAGGAGGGAGGUCAGCAGGUCACAGAGUCCCAUCAUGAUCCAAGAAUCUGAGCCCAUCCAUGACCCUGCACCUCCUACCCAUCAGUCAGUGCCACCAGCAUCUUUCCAGAACAGAACAGCCCAUGUUCCUGCACCGAUCAGGAUGAGGGUCAGAGUUCAGGACAAUGUCUUCUUGAUUCCCGUUCCACACAGUGAGGCAGACUGCUGUACGGUGGCGUGGUUGUGUGAUCAGGCCGCUCAACGUUACUAUCAGACGUGUGGAUUACUGCCACGUCUGUCCCUACAGAAAGAGGGCGCUCUGCUCCUACCCACUGAUCCACUGCUGGCUGUGCUGCACACCAAUGAAGAGGUUCUUGCUGAGGUUUGUUCAUGGGAUCUUCCUCCUCUGCCUGAGCGCUACAGGAAAGCCUGUCAGAGUCUGGGAGUGGAAGAGAACCGGCGUGUGUCUCGGCUGUGUGAGGUGCAGGACAGCAGCUCCUGUGUGAACGUCUGUGGACUCAGUUUGCCUCCAGCGUCUCUGACUCCUCUCCUCCGAGCUCUCAAGCUGCAGGCCAGCCUCACGGAGCUGCGCAUCUCUGCCAACCGUCUGAACAACGACCUCCUUCCAGAACUGAUGUCUGCGGCGGCCACCAUGCCCAGACUGAGGAUUUUAGACAUAUCAGCCAGUCAGAUCACUGGAGAGGGCCUCAAGAAAGCAUCGGACACAUUUGAAACGAAGAGUCAAGCUGCUUUCCCGUGUCUAGAGGAGUUGAAUUUAAGCAUGAAUCCUCUGGGCGAUGGCUGGACACAGGCAUUAGCGAGUCUUCUGUCCGCCUGUCCCCUGCUCUCCACUCUGUCCCUGCAAGCUUGUGGCCUCUCCGCACGUUUCCUGCAGCAACACCGUCUGCUCUUAGCCAACGCCAUGGCCAGCACUGGAAAUAUGCGGUCAGUGUGCCUCUCCCAUAAUGCACUGGGCUCCACUGGUUUCGAGCUUGUGUUAAAGACAUUACCGAUGCACUGUCUCACGCACCUUCAGCUCUCUGCAGUCUGUAGAGGUCCAUCUGACCAGCCUGCUGUGGAGAUCCUCACUAAACACCUGACACAAGGUGACUGUCCACUCACGCACUUAAACCUGGCUGGAAAUGGCCUCACAGACCACAGUGUCCUCUUGCUCGCUAGGUGUCUUCCUGUUUGUCCCUCUCUUGUGUCUUUGGACUUGUCUGCCAACCCUUCAGUGACUUCAGUUGGCCUUCAAAGUCUCCUAGAUGCCCUCAUGGAGGCCCAACGACCUUUGACCCAUCUCAAUCUUCAAGGCUGUCAGGUGUCGGGACCACUGGCUGAUGUUUGUUUGGACAGUCUGUCUGAUCACAUCCGAGACCUGCGUUUAUGCUCCCAGAGUCUGAAUAAACUAGACCAGGAUGCACUGCAGCAGAGCUGGAGACGGAGAUCAGAACCCAUGCAUGUGUUUUCUCGCAACUCCAAAUGCAUGCUGAGCAUCACCGCACCUUCACAGUGAACUCUUCCUGGCAGUAGCAUUAGUCUAAUGGACAAACUCUGUAAAUACUGUCUAAUUGUAGCAUGUGUGCUGUCAUUAUGUAUUUUUUUUAUUGUAAUUAUUUGUAUGGACAUGUAUAUUUGUUUAUACUUGUGACUCAAACCCAUUUUAUUCUAUUUAGUCUUUCUGGAAAUUGUCUUUAUUGCUGAUUAUUUGCAAAAUGUAAGAAAUUAUGAGUUUGAAAUGGGCAAGGGAUAUUAUUGUAUGUGGUGUGGUGCUUAUGGACCAAGAAACGGAUCAAUAAAUAUUAAUUCAAGCAUC
This is a messenger RNA of Onychostoma macrolepis, 4782 nucleotides long. RefSeq names its product tonsoku-like, DNA repair protein (gene tonsl). Gene Ontology annotation, molecular function: protein binding. Bases 229 to 4482 code for a protein of 1417 amino acids. The transcript has 28 exons. Lineage: Eukaryota; Metazoa; Chordata; Actinopteri; Cypriniformes; Cyprinidae. The record is from RefSeq and is a predicted model, not a curated record.